This is a messenger RNA of Oncorhynchus kisutch (coho salmon), 729 nucleotides long. RefSeq names its product type-4 ice-structuring protein LS-12-like. The transcript is spliced from 4 exons. Gene Ontology annotation, cellular component: extracellular region. The record is from RefSeq and is a predicted model, not a curated record. Bases 153 to 590 code for a protein of 145 amino acids. NCBI's taxonomy places the organism in Eukaryota, Metazoa, Chordata, Actinopteri, Salmoniformes, Salmonidae. Gene Ontology annotation, biological process: lipid transport; lipoprotein metabolic process. Gene Ontology annotation, molecular function: lipid binding.
CCACCUCACAUUCCACAUGUUGUAGCCAGUAAGAUUUGGGCCAGGCCCCUUUUGUCCAGCAGGAGCUAUAAAUAACCCUUGGCCCCAGACACAAGGUACCGUUAGGUCCAAGAACCCCCAGAAGUAAAGAUCCACCUUGCCCAUCAGCAAUCAUGAAAUUCUCUCUCAUCGCUGCCCUUGUUGUUGUGCUGGCCAUUGGCUGUGAGUCCGGUUCCCUGGUGAAGCGUGACAUCCCUGCUGAGAUCGAGACUCUCACAAAGUACUUCCAGGACGCCAUUGAGACAGUGAAGUCUCAUGAGCUGAUCAGCCAGGCUCAGGGUUACCUGGAGGAGGGUAAGACUCAGAUCACACCUCUGACCGACAAGAUCCAGGAGCAUGCUGAGAAGAUCCAGGAGCAGAUGAAGCCCUUCGUCAGUGACAUCGAGAAGCAGGUGCGUCCCAUGGCUGAUAACCUGCAGGCCCAGUUCAUGCCUCUGGUCGACAAGAUGCAGGCCCAGUUCAAGCCUCUGGCUGAUGACCUGCAGGCCCAGAUGGAGCAGCUCUUCCAGACCGUGGUUGACCAAACCAAGGCUCUCCUCCCCCCCCAGUAAAGCUAACGUUACAUCCCCAUAGAAAGGAAAAACCAUCUCCACUCUGUCUGUUUCACCUGGUUCAAGUCCAGCUCACUCCUUCUCUUGACAUCAUCUUGAAAUGAUGCUGAAAUUUCACCAAUAAAGGGCUUGAAAGGUG